GCUGGAUAAAUAUGUGGAGGGCAGUGCUGAGAAAUUGUAACGUGUAUGUGGGUGCUUAUAAAUACGGUUUGAUCGAUUAGUUAGGCAGUAUCUAAGCUUGAAAUAAGCAAGGCAUCUGUCGUUUGCAAUCAUGGAUAUGUCGGUGUUGUGGAUGUAUCUGCUCAUGGUGUCCGUCCUGCUGUUGUUCCUGGUGCCCACAGCGGAUUCAACGUUCCUCCUUUGGGCCUGCAUAUUACGUCUGAAUAUCUGUCCGUUUCUCACCACCACAACCCCUGCUACGAGUUCGGCUGGAGGUUAAUGGAUUAAAAUGGAAAUGCGACAGGGCCCGUCAAAUUAUUAAUUGAUUAACUUUCCACAGACGGCUUGGCCAUAAAUAAAUGCA
Molecule: messenger RNA, 382 nt
Organism: Drosophila guanche
Lineage: Eukaryota; Metazoa; Arthropoda; Insecta; Diptera; Drosophilidae
Exons: 1
Coding region: 131-298 (55 amino acids)
Source: RefSeq, a predicted model, not a curated record